AUGUGGGAGAGUUUCAGGGAUCUACUAUAUCGCAACCCUAAUCAUCGAUUUACUGAAGAUCUACUCAAGACUGGUCUUAUGCAAGAAAAACUUGCAUAUCAAAUCAAGGACAGCCUAAGAAGAGGGUGGUAUGAUGGGACCGGCCUGAACAAGGAUGAGUCGUGCAUCUUCCGAAAGUUCCGAGUUCCGUCAAAACAAGCGUGGAAUCCUGAAUCCCUCCCGCCUUGGUGGUGCCCACCUGUCAGCUUGUUAGCAUGCUCCAAUGCCCACUCGUACAUUACUCCGCACUCAGUCUAUAUCAAACCGCCGCAAUAA
Molecule: messenger RNA, 315 nt
Organism: Aspergillus novofumigatus IBT 16806
Lineage: Eukaryota; Fungi; Ascomycota; Eurotiomycetes; Eurotiales; Aspergillaceae
Exons: 1
Coding region: 1-315 (104 amino acids)
Source: RefSeq, a predicted model, not a curated record